GGCCCGCGCUCAUUUGCUGGCGCCCUUCCUCCUCGCUUCCCAUUGCCCCUGCUUUCGCCUCUUUGUUUACGUCCUCCGCUCAGGCCCGCCCCUCUCAGAAAGGCUGCACAAUGUAGGCUCAUAGGCUCUAGAGGACCUUUUUCUCUGUCGCUUUCCUUUUCUUCUCCGCAUUCGCGUUUCCGCUUUCUCAUGGCCAUCUGGUUUUUCCACCGCUGAGGCCCAUCGCGCCUAGGACUUCGGUGACGUCAUCUUUCUGCGCCGCGCGGACACCCGCGGGUGGAAGAAGGAAGAGCUACGCCGCCCUUCGUUUUUUUUUGUCGGGCUGCAGCUCCUUCGGAAUCAUGGCGCCGUCGCUAUGGAAGGGGCUGGUGGGCAUUGGCCUCUUUGCCCUCGCCCACGCCGCCUUUUCCGCUGCUCAGCAUCGUUCUUAUAUGCGAUUAACAGAAAAGGAAGAUGAAUCACUGCCAAUAGAUAUAGUUCUCCAGACACUUCUGGCCUUUGCAGUUACCUGUUACGGUAUAGUUCAUAUUGCAGGGGAGUUUAAAGAUAUGGAUGCCACUUCAGAACUAAAAAAUAAGACGUUUGAUACAUUAAGGAAUCACCCAUCCUUUUAUGUAUUUAAUCAUCGUGGUCGAGUACUGUUCCGGCCUUCAGAUUCAACAAAUUCUUCAAACCAAGAUGCAUUGUCCUCUAACACAUCAUUGAAGUUACGAAAACUCGAAUCACUGCGUCGUUAAGAUUUUUACAAAUUAUAAUAACAGAACAGGACAUAGAGCUGGAAUAUUGGAGUUUGGGGUAUAAAAUACUCCCCCCAUCAGUAUUUAUACUGAUCUUUCAGACCUAAUUUAAAAAAAAAAAAAACUAUGGCUCUUGUUUAUACACUGUUAAUCAAAUCAUUAAUGCAGUAUAAGUUAUCUGUGGAAUGAGUCUUUGGUAUUUCAUAUAGAGAAAUUUUUUUCAUUUGAAACAAAUUUAUGUCCUUUAUAAAAGCCACUGUUUUGAACACAUUUCCUUGGAAAAUGUUGGUGGUUUUUGUGAUUAUUUAUUUUCUUAGAUUUCUUUUCUUUUGCACUAC
Molecule: messenger RNA, 1075 nt
Organism: Propithecus coquereli (Coquerel's sifaka)
Lineage: Eukaryota; Metazoa; Chordata; Mammalia; Primates; Indriidae
Gene: MMGT1
Product: membrane magnesium transporter 1
Exons: 4
Coding region: 342-737 (131 amino acids)
Cellular component (GO): EMC complex; early endosome; Golgi apparatus
Source: RefSeq, a predicted model, not a curated record